This is a messenger RNA of Drosophila albomicans, 2023 nucleotides long. It is a transcript of the gene Pngl, whose product is annotated as peptide-N(4)-(N-acetyl-beta-glucosaminyl)asparagine amidase. Gene Ontology annotation, biological process: glycoprotein catabolic process; protein quality control for misfolded or incompletely synthesized proteins; protein deglycosylation. NCBI's taxonomy places the organism in Eukaryota, Metazoa, Arthropoda, Insecta, Diptera, Drosophilidae. The transcript is spliced from 7 exons. The coding region runs from base 18 to 1925 and encodes 635 amino acids. The record is from RefSeq and is a predicted model, not a curated record. Gene Ontology annotation, cellular component: cytosol; nucleus; cytoplasm. Gene Ontology annotation, molecular function: peptide-N4-(N-acetyl-beta-glucosaminyl)asparagine amidase activity.
CAUUUGUUGUUAAUAAUAUGGUUGACAUAAAUCUUGAAUGUGUGGCGUUGAUUGAGCCGCGAUCAUCGACAUCCACGGAACAACAGCAGCAGCAGUAUCUCGAAGCGGCGCGCAUUCUGCUAGUGCUGUUGGAAAAUGUACUGAGCCAGCCAAAUAACCUUAAGUUUCGCACGAUUCGACUAGAGAACAAAGCGAUCAAGGAGAAACUUCUGUCGCUGUCGGGUAGCGAACGACUGCUAGCCGCAAUUGGAUUCAAACGCACGGCAGCCUCCAAUGAAUACACAUUGCCCAGCGAGGUACCGCUGCAACAUAUACAAAAGUACCGGGACGAACUGCGUAAGCGGCGGGAGGCGUGGCUUAACGGCGCAGCGCCAAAGAGCCCACUUAAUAAUCAUGCGAAACCCGUGUCAACAACACAGCCAGAAAUGCCAGGUGUAUGUGCAACGCCUUUGUUCAUAAAACCUUCAGUGCCCUAUCAGCAACGCAUACGGUUUCCACGGGUCCUGCGCACUGCCAACCGAUUUCUGCAAUCCUUGGAGCUGUAUAGCGAUGCAGUUAUGCAGUAUGAGGAUAAGGCGCUGCUGGCCAGCGGCCUCAGCCUGAUUCCCGUCGAUACGCUGACCUCCAAUGCCAACGAGAAGCUCGUUGGUAUGCAAGAAAUGAUUGCGUCUGGUCAGUGUCAGGAGAAGGAACCUUGUUUUCGAGAUCUGUUACUGGUGGAGCUGGUCAAUUGGUUCAAAACCGAAUUCUUCGAGUGGGUCAACACAAUACCGUGUAAGGUAUGUGGCAGUGAGGACGGCAAAUUGCGUCGCACCCAGACCGAAGGUGAUGUGCGCGUGGAGAUUACUGUUUGCUGUGGUCAGGAGACAAAGUUCUAUCGCUACAACGACAUAUCGCAGCUUUUGGUGACUCGCAAGGGACGCUGCGGUGAAUUUGCCAAUUGUUUCACAUUCCUCUGUCGAUGCCUGGACUACGAUGCCCGUCUAGUGCACUCGCACUUCGAUCACGUGUGGACCGAGGUCUAUUCGGAGACACAAUUGCGUUGGCUUCACGUUGACCCAUCGGACAAUGUGGUGGACUCGCCGCUAAUGUAUCAGCAUGGCUGGAAACGUAAUAUCGAUUAUGUUUUUGCCUACUCACGGGACGAUGCCCAGGAUGUAACUUGGCGCUACACUAAUAAUCAUAAGCAAAUCCUGCAAAUACGCAAGCUGUGCUCGGAAAAAGAGCUUAUCGAUGCAUUGAAUGGCAUUCGAGGAAAACGCCAGCAAUUUGUGAGUGACGAACGCAAAAAAUUCCUAAGUCAGCGGAAUUUAUUCGAGGUCAUUGAGAUGACCCUGGAGCGCACGCCGACUGAGAACGAGCUGAAAGGCAGGAGCUCUGGCAGUUUGACGUGGCGACAGUCGCGUGGCGAAAACUCAUUCAGCAAUAUUUUUGUAUUUACCCCCAACGACAACGAAGUGGAGAAGCGUCAAUUUAAUUUACGCUACAGUUGUUCCAGUGAUACAUACGAACGAUUUAUCAAAGAUGGAAGUAGGGUGAAUAUACUCGAAACUUACAAGACUUGGCAGAGUGCGCAAUUCGCCUCAAAGAACAUAUUUCGCAAAGUGGAACACGAUUGGAAGGUCACAUAUUUGGCCAGAUUAGAGGAUACGGACAGCGCUGAAAUAAUAUGGAAAUUCGAUUUGAGUAAAUCAAAUCUGAAAGUUAAACAAUACAAUUUGAUUUUUGACACAAAAACCUUUGGCGAAGGGAAAAUUGAUGUUAGCAUUGAAACAAGUAACGGAAACAAAAAUAUUGAAAACUCAAAUCAAUUCCAAAUUGUGGCCAAAUUAAGUGGUGGGGUGUCUUGGCAACACUCACAGCUCUUCAGACAAGCCUUGAACUCAAGGGAGUAUCCUUUUGAGCUUCACGUUGUGCUGCACUAGCUAUAUAUCCAAAAAAAGAACAUGAUAUCUUACAGAACAAUUCCAAAUGCAUUGUUAAGUGUAAAUAAGACAACCAUAUAUACUAUAUACAUAUAUAU